AUGCUCUACGCUGACGACGCGGCCAUCGUCUCGCGCUCGCCGGAGAGUCUCGAGAAGAUGAUGUCGGUCAUCGUGCGCGUGGCCGGCCUGUUCGGACUGAUGGUGUCGGAGCCAAAGACGGAGAUCAUGUGCAUGCUGCCAAAAGGGAUCGAGGAACGCCAGUUCACGGUCAGCGCCGCCGGCCAGACGUACAAGCAGACAGAUCGGUUUGUGUACCUCGGACGUACCAUCUCCGCGGACGGGAAGGCCGACCGGGAGAUCACGAGCCGCAGCUGCCGAGCGUGGAAGUGCUACCGCCGGAACAGUGCUUCGAUGUACGACAGGCGACGGGCCGACCGCCAGCUCAAGAUCCGGCUUCUCCAGGCUGAAGUGGUGGAGACUCUCCUGUAUGGGUGCGCCUCGUGGAGCCUAACAGCGGAGCACUACACGAAGCUCAAUGGGACCCACCGCCAGUUCCUUGCACGUUGCAUCGGCUGGAGCAAGCGGAAAUGCUCAGACCGCCCCCUGUCCUAUG
Ectocarpus sp. CCAP 1310/34 is the source of this 514-nucleotide messenger RNA. The record is from the annotation of a GenBank genome assembly. NCBI's taxonomy places the organism in Eukaryota, Phaeophyceae, Ectocarpales, Ectocarpaceae.